Messenger RNA from Phragmites australis (common reed), 4328 nucleotides. RefSeq names its product protein SUPPRESSOR OF GENE SILENCING 3 homolog. Gene Ontology annotation, biological process: regulatory ncRNA-mediated gene silencing; defense response to virus. The coding region runs from base 2532 to 4052 and encodes 506 amino acids. Lineage: Eukaryota; Viridiplantae; Streptophyta; Magnoliopsida; Poales; Poaceae. The record is from RefSeq and is a predicted model, not a curated record. The transcript is spliced from 6 exons.
CCUCUCCCCCUCCCUCGCCGAGCCGCGAGGGCGGCCGGAUCGCGCAACGCCAGGUCGUGUAGGGGUGGGGUAGGGUUUAGGGUGGUGGUGCCAUAUUUCAUUUCGCGAGUCGCUUUGCCUCGCGCGUGUGGAUUUUUGUUGUUGUUGCGUAGAUCGUCUGGGCGAUUCGGUGAUCGCGCGGUGCGGGGAAUUUACGUUGGUCGGUCGGGUGGCUCGCUCGAUUGGGUGGUUUGUUUUGGAGUGAUCGAGGGUGCGGAGUAGGGGUGAAUGCUGCUUCGUCUGUGUGCGGAAUCGGUGGGCUUGCGGUUCGGUUCAUCUGCUUGCGCGAAGCAAUCCUGCUGGGUUGCUUUUUGGUUUUCAUCUCUUUGGACUCCGAGGUCGUUCUAGAUUUUUUUUGGUUAAUUAGAUUUAUGCUAUUAUAAAUGGCAUGGUUUGAAGAAAUGCCAUUACAAAUUGUAUAUUUGAAAAUAUACUAUUGCAAAAAUGCUGGAAUUAUAUCCAUACCAUUACUUACCUCUUCUGCUCAUAUUCAUACCUUUUCCAGCUCCCGUAUUUCGUAUGGACCAUUUUGCCCUCAUCAUCUUGGAGUAGCCGUCUCUCCCUCACUGUCUCUUCUCCCAGCAGAAGCUACUUGUCGCGGUCGCACCACGUUGCCAUUGGCCGCUGCUGCUGAGACCGCAGUCUGACGUGCCUGUUGCGGUGCAAAUCAGGGCACCUGAGCCCAUCAAGAUCGCCGCUGCCCAGAUGGAGGCGCCCAAGCCCGCCGAGCAGGAUGCAAAGCCGGGCGAUGGCGCCAACUCCGACGAGGCGGCUAGGCAGCGGCCCAAGGUGCCGCAGGUGAAGCUCGUGUCUAGUGCCGGGCUUCAUCUACCUUCUCCAACCGGAUCUCGUCGUUUUCCCAACAGAUUGAGUGCGCCAUUGGUCUUCUUCACCGGCGCCGGCAACUCCCUCUGCCACCUCAUUGUUGAGCCGUUGCUACGCAGCCUCCCUCGAUGAGCCGAGCGCAAGGUGAGCUACCUCUCACCCCAACGGUGCUUUGGCGCGCAUCGGUUGGGCUCUAGCCCGACGCUAGCAUGACCCAUAACGGAGCUCCGAGCGCUGCUGCGCCUGGCGCACGCCACUGACUGUGCUCUGGCCAGGCUCGUCGGUCGAGAUCUACCUAGAUGUGUUUGUCGUCUCGUAUUGAAGCCGUAUGUGCUGACCCCGUGCCGAACCGCCGCUAGAUCGCCGUUGACGAAACGACCCCCUUCUCCCUCCAGUUGAUGGUCUUGUGCAACUCCUUCAUGCCAUUGUGGUGGUACCUCUCCCUAGCGGCGUGGUUCUUGGGGACGGGCUUGGUGCCGAGGUACGCUGUGUAGAACUCCUCGUUGGUCAGCUUCUUCACUCGAGCACGCACACAACGGCGGCCGGAGCUCAUCAUUCUCUUUCUCGAAGCUUUGGUGGAGUGACUCACCAGAGCUCGUCACGGCAUAUCUAGUCUCCAGCUUCGCCGUGUCAAGCAGAGCUACUCUGCUCCGCGAUGGACGAUGCUCCACCCAUACUCUUGGACCUCAAUGCGGCCUUACAAUUCUGUCAUGCGCCACCGAAGUGGGGAAGAUCUCGCCAGAGUUGGAGCUCUGUUGGUGGAUUGGCGCAAGAGAUGGGUGCGCUGGAAAAGACUAGGGGCAUUUUUGUUCAAUCACAAGUGAUUUCAGAGCAAGGCAGCGAGCAAACGUAGGUAAUGGCAUGGAUCUAAUUUCGGUAGUUUUGUAAUGGCAUGUUUUCAAAUACACGAUUUGUAAUGGCAUUUCGCCAAACCAUGCCAUUUAUAAUGGCAUAAAUCUAAUUAACCCUUUUUUGGGGUUUGUUUUGGGUGGGGUUUAGGUGUCUUUCGCGGGAUCCGUAGGAAGCGGAAUUUUGCGGUCAUUCUUUUUUAUUUCUUUUUUGGUAUAUGCUGAUCGAUUCCAUUUGAGUUCAUGAUUUUAGUCUGUUUCGUAAGCGAUUCUAUUUUAAUAAAUAGAACCGGUCAUCCGUGGGAUGUCCUGUUAUUCCCAAAAAAAUAAGGGUUUUAUUUUUAAAAAGUUUUCAGCGGUGAUUGUUGCGGGUUUUUUUAUUGAUAUUUUAUGUGAUUUUACUGUCUUUAUAUGGUACUUGGAGGGCCUUUUUAAUGCACAUUAACUCUCUUAGUUUCGAUUCUCUGCUGUUGAUCUGUGACAAUUUUACAUUUUGGAUCAUUCCGUUUUGAUUCUCUUUGCGUGAGUUGGGAUUACAUGUUGCUUAGAGAAUCGAGUUGUGCUGUGAAUUUUGAUAUUGUUUUUUUCAUGUUUCUUAGUCAAGCCUGAUACUCAUUUUGGUUAUCGUCCUGUUAAGAUCCAGAGGGUGGCUGGGAAACCACCGGGAAGAAGUCGAAGAAACCAGGGCAAGCAGCUGGGAGACAGUGGGCACCUACCACAGCAAGGCCAGCAUGGGGUGGCAAUGGUUCCUCACACCCUUCUGGAACCAGUGGCACUGCUAACAGGGGCAAUCCUAGACCGCCACCACAAACUAGGCCUAUGAAAAGAGAACUGCAAGCACUACGCCCUGUUGUGACUCCACCUCUGGCAAAUGGUUUGCAGUGGCAAUCCAGGUCUCGCCCAUCUGUCACGAAGGAUGAUGCUCCUCCAUCUGGUUGUGACCCUGAGGUGGACAGUGUUGACAAUCAUGAUACAUCAGAUGAUGAUGAUUUGAGUAACAAUAUGAGUGAUGAUUAUGGUUCUGAUGCAAGUGAGAAAAGUUUUGUGACUCGAGAAAUGAACGAGGGGUUCAAAAGGUUUUUUAAAGGCUUGGAGAAAUUAAGUGUGGAAGAGAUAAAUGAACAGAGUAGGCAAUGGCAUUGUCCGGCAUGCCAAAAUGGACCUGGGGCAGUUGAGUGGUAUAAAGGGCUGCAACCUUUGAUGACUCAUGCUAGAACAAAGGGUUCUAGAAAGGUAAAGCUCCACAGAGAAUUAGCUGCAUUGCUGGAAGAGGAGCUAUCUCUCAGGGGAACUUCGGUGGUACGAGGUGGUGAACAAUUUGGGAAAUGGAAAGGACUGCGAGAAAGCACUGAUUGUGAGAUAGUGUGGCCACCAAUUGUUAUUGUUAUGAACACCUUACUGGAAAAAGAUGACGAUGAUAUGUGGAUGGGCAUGGGGAACCAAGAGCUCCUUGAAUAUUUCGAUAAAUACUCUGUGACUAAAGCACAUCAUUCCUAUGAUCCAUCCGGGCACUGUGGCAUGAGUGCUUUAAUAUUUGAAAGCUCGGCCGUGGGCUAUAUGAUGGCAGAACGUCUGCAUAAGCACUUUGCUGUUCAAGGAAAAGAUAGGAAUGCAUGGCAAAUUUGCAGGGAUUCAUUGGUACCUGGUGUGAAUAGACAACUAUACGGUUACUUAGCAAACAAAGAAGAUAUGGAGACGUUCAAUAGGCAUUGUGAAGGGGAAAACCAUUUGAAAUACGAGAUGAGGUCUUAUAAUGAGAUGGUGGUGGUCCAAAUGAAACAGAUGAGUGAAGACAACCAACAACUGAAUUAUCUGAAGGACAAGGUGGUUAGUACAGAACAACACUCUAAAGCAGUAGAAGAAACCUUGGGUGUUGUUACCCAGAGACUUCGGGAGACUGAGGAGGAGAAUAUAUUUGUCAGGAGUAAAGCCAAAGAGAAGCACUUGGAGUAUGAGCAAGAGAUGAAGUACCAGGAGGAAUUUUUUCAUAAGCAAAUUGAGAAUAUUCACAAGGCCACAGAAGUCAAAGAAAAGGUUUUUGAGAAGUUGCUGCAGGAGGAGCGUUCAAAGGCUAGAUGUUUUGAUGUGGAUUCUGGAACUACCGAAGAUCGCAGGCUAAGCAAGGAACAGGUACAGAAGUUCAUGGAUGGCCAGGUUAAGGACUUUGAGGAGUUCGAGGCUGAGUGGGAUGAACUGGUAAAGGAUCGUGAGGAGAAGAAGAUGAAGCUCAAGAAACAGUACAUGGAGAAGGAGAUUGAGCUCGAGAAGGAGCUCGACGCCGCCCAGACAGGCCUGAUGGAGAAGCACAAGCCAGACACCUUCCAGGCCUCCAGCUCGUGAAGGGCUUCUUCAGCUUACUUUAAGGCCCCAGCUCAGAACUAUAUCGUAGAUGAUGCCCAUUAUGCCUAAAAGAGUGUUUAGACAUUCUGUAGACGAAAGCUGGAGCGAAAUCAUAUCGAAGUUUGGUAACCAAGCUGCCAAAUGAAAAGAGCCUUUGCCCGUGUAACUAAACUUUAGUUAUGUUGAAUUCUAGGCCAUCCUGUGGGUUCACUCGAACCUGUCCAGAUGGGUUUGACGGCCCGGAUAAGGUGAUGGACUGUGGAGUUUUUUUUUUUA